AUGCUCUUCUACAAAGCUCUUCUUGCUAUCCUUGCCUCCACUGCUGUCGUUUGGGCUCUUCCAGUACUUGGUGAUUCUAAUGGACUCCUCAACGGUCUUACUGGAAAACUCAACGGUGCUCUUGGGAACACACCACUUGGGAAUCUCAAUAUUGCCGAGUUGAUUGAUCUUGACGAGUUACUUGAACUUCUGGAAAUGCUUAAAGAAAUCAAGGAAAAUAUUUCACUAACAGGGGAACUAAAACCUGAACUUGAAGAUGUAGUAGAUGACGGGGAAGCAACAAUUGAACCUGAUGCUGAUGAUAAUGAUGAAGCUAAUCCUGAAGAUGCUGAAGGAACUACGGAUGCUUCGGAACCAAACGGUGAUUUAACAACCCCUGAUCCUGAAGGAAGUACGGAGGCUUGA
Caenorhabditis briggsae is the source of this 405-nucleotide messenger RNA. Lineage: Eukaryota; Metazoa; Nematoda; Chromadorea; Rhabditida; Rhabditidae. The transcript is spliced from 2 exons. The record is from RefSeq and is a predicted model, not a curated record. The coding region runs from base 1 to 405 and encodes 134 amino acids.